Sphaerodactylus townsendi is the source of this 589-nucleotide messenger RNA. It is a transcript of the gene POLE4, whose product is annotated as DNA polymerase epsilon 4, accessory subunit. Bases 20 to 379 code for a protein of 119 amino acids. Gene Ontology annotation, cellular component: nucleus; epsilon DNA polymerase complex. The transcript is spliced from 4 exons. NCBI's taxonomy places the organism in Eukaryota, Metazoa, Chordata, Lepidosauria, Squamata, Sphaerodactylidae. Gene Ontology annotation, molecular function: protein heterodimerization activity. The record is from RefSeq and is a predicted model, not a curated record.
CUAGCGCCACCGGCCCAAGAUGGCGGCUGUGGCGGGAGCGGAGGCCGCGCCGCCGGCCGUUUCCACAGCGGCAGCGCCGGCGGAGGACCCCGAGCUUCCAGCCUCCUCGGCCUCGGCCUCCACGAGCGCGGCCCGCCCGGCCCGCCUGCCGCUAGCGCGGGUCAAAGCGCUGGUCAAGGCCGACCCCGACGUCACCCUCGCCAGCCAAGAAGCCGUUUUCAUCUUGGCGCGCGCCACGGAGUUGUUUGUGGAAACCAUUGCAAAAGAUGCCUACAUCUAUGCCCAGCAAGGAAAAAGGAAAACCCUGCAGAGGAAAGAUCUAGACAAUGCCAUUGAAGCCAUAGAUGAAUUUGCCUUUUUGGAAGGUACCCUGGACUGAAGAGGACAAGGAGAAAUCUCUGGAAGGAAAAAGUGCAGAGCGGAGCACAAGAGGCACAGGCCGAGACCCUCCAGGAAGAUGGGGGACCUGCAUCUGUCUGGUAGCCCCACAGUGGCCCUGAAACGGAAGGAGUUCUCCCUAGAUUUAUUUUUAUGCUAAAGUGAUUUGUCUAAAGCUUAAGCACUUUCAAUACACACAUUUUUCCCCUCA